Messenger RNA from Cydia pomonella (codling moth), 1984 nucleotides. RefSeq names its product protein drumstick (gene drm). Lineage: Eukaryota; Metazoa; Arthropoda; Insecta; Lepidoptera; Tortricidae. Gene Ontology annotation, cellular component: nucleus. The record is from RefSeq and is a predicted model, not a curated record. The transcript is spliced from 3 exons. Gene Ontology annotation, biological process: embryonic hindgut morphogenesis; embryo development; embryonic pattern specification. Gene Ontology annotation, molecular function: RNA polymerase II transcription regulatory region sequence-specific DNA binding; DNA-binding transcription factor activity, RNA polymerase II-specific. The coding region runs from base 337 to 603 and encodes 88 amino acids.
CGUGGCUACUUCAUUCACUCUUGCGCACGUGGAGGGGGCUUGCCUUCCGUGUAACGUUAUCAGUAGUUUCUGCACCCUCUCGGGCUCAGUUGCUAAUCGCCCCUGCUCCUGAACGCACGUCUCGAUUUGUCUCUUGACACUUCUUGUUUUUACUACUCCGUGUUUUUAUUUCAUCUUAAUUAGUAUAAUACGCAUAGAAAGCGAUUUUUAGUUAAAUCAAAGGUGAAUGUGGUUGUAAAUCAGUGAAAGUGUUAAUACAUAGAUUGCUUGUAAAACGAUUAACUCGUCUUCAAGGCCUAGCCCCGCCCGUCGCACAAGCAAGAUAGAACAGACAAAAUGUUCGCAGUGAUGCAAAUCGACGAAGACCACACACGGGACUUCAGGCGCAAGCUGCGGCCGAAGUGCGAGUUCGUGUGCAAGUACUGCCAGCGCAGGUUCACGAAGUCCUACAACCUGAUGAUACACGAGCGCACGCACAAGAGCCCCGAGCUCACGUUCAGCUGUGAGGUGUGCGGGAAAUCGUUCAAGCGCCAGGAUAAUCUACGCCAGCAUAGAGAAAUCCAUUACAAUCCAAACAAGGAGGCCGCAUGUCUAAGAUGGUGAUCAUUCAAGACUCAUGUGUAUCCGCAUUAAGUAAUAAUCGGGAUAAUCUCUACGUAACAGUAUUCGUGCUUCACCAUUAACUCCGCCAGGAUCUUGUUAUUGUUCGAAUUUAUCAAAAAGUAUAAGCAAGAAAACGUAUAGCUAUAUGUUUUCGCAGCAAAAACUAAAUUAAGAACAUUCUGGUGAUCUGUAAAUAGUAUUUAUUAGAGUAAGUGAUGGUAGCAUUUAAACAGCUUAAUUGCUUAGCUUAUAGCUUAAUGUAAAAAAUAUUUAUAUGAUAUUUAAAAUAUUGUUAUGGUUUUAAGCUACUAAUGCGUGGAACGUACAUAAAUAGUUUCAAAUAAUUAUGUAUUUCAUAUAAGAACAGAUUUAUUUUACAAUACGAAAGUAUUUCCAUGAUUUCUUAUUUAUUAGUACUUAGUUAGUAGCGUUCCAUAAACUGCUUGAUGUAUAUUUUGAGGGUUGUUCCUAAUAUUUAGAAUGUUAGUAAAGACUACUUAUAGAGUUGUUUGAUCUAGAUAUAGCACAUAAGAAAUAUCUAUACCUAAAUACGAAAUUAUGAAGUAAUCAACAAAAUACAUAUAAAAUGUUGACACAUCUCAAAUUCAGAUGAAAAGCAAAAUGUAUUAGCAUUUAACCAUAUUGCAAACCUUAUUUUUAAACAGUUAUUAACGUGCUAGCUAUCUUGACAUAAAGAAUCAUUUUUUUGUUUCGUAGUUUUACUAAGCCUAUGGUCACCCUCGACAAUGAAAUGUUAUAAGUUUUGUAUUUUUUCUACUAUUCCACUUGGGCCACUUGCGCCAAUUCUGGGUUACCCACUAACUUGGAGUUAACCGCUAACCCAGAGUUAAAUUGUACUGGUAACUCCGAGUUUAACAGGUUAACCCCGAGUUAGGGGGUAAUCCUGGAUGGCGCAAGGGGCCCUUAAACGUAGUUAUGUUAAUUGAAAAUUCAAAAUUUUCUUUUAAUGUAGAACGAUUUAGGAAAAUGUAGACAAGUUAUUUGUUAAAUUGGCUUUCUCAAUAACUUUACCUUUAUUUCGAUGCUUUUGCGAAAUAGACUUGGUAAGGUUUUCUGAAUAUUAUCAUUUAUUGUCUUUACGCACAGUAUAUAAAUAUUUUUUUAUAUAUAAAGUGUCACAUGAGACACUAUUUGACACUAUUAUAUUAAAACAUUGGAAAUUAACAAAUAUUGUAUUAAUUAUUGUAAUAAUAGUAGGGAUGGUUAAUAAAGAAAAUAAUCCAUGUGCCAAUAAUGGACAGGUCGCCUGUCUCGUAGCCAUAUUUUUAUAGUGUAGUUGUAUAAAAUAAUAUUUUUCGAAUAUGUUAUUAUGUAUUCCAUUGCAUUGUAAAUCAAUGAUAAUAAAAAUUCAGUAAUAAAA